AUGGACAGUAGCUGCCACAACGCGACCACCAAAAUGUUAGCGACGGCUCCAGCCCGGGGCAACAUGAUGAGCACAUCCAAACCCUUGGCUUUCUCCAUCGAACGAAUCAUGGCGCGCACCCCCGAGCCCAAGGCCCUGCCAGUCCCCCAUUUCCUGCAGGGAGCCGUGCCCAAGGGGGACCCCAAGCACUCUCUGCAUCUCAACUCGUCGAUCCCCUGCAUGAUCCCCUUCGUGCCCGUGGCGUACGACACCGGCUCCAAGGCAGGGGUGACGGGCUCCGAGCCACGGAAGGCGAGCCUGGAGGCCCCGGCUGCGCCCGCCGUGGCGCCCGCGGCGCCCGCGUUCAGCUGCAGCGACCUGCUCAACUGCGCGCUGAGUCUCAAGGGCGACCUGGCCCGCGACGCGCUGCCGCUGCAGCAGUACAAGCUGGUGAGGCCACGUGUGGUCAACCACUCUUCCUUCCACGCCAUGGGUGCCCUGUGCUACCUGAACCGAGGUGACGGCCCGUGCCACCCGGCGGCCGGCGUGAACAUCCACCCGGUGGCCUCCUACUUUCUCAGUUCCCCUUUGCACCCGCAGCCAAAAACGUAUUUAGCCGAAAGGAAUAAACUGGUGGUUCCCGCAGCGGAGAAGUACCCUUCCGGAGUUGCUUUCAAAGACCUGUCUCAGGCUCAGCUGCAGCAUUAUAUGAAAGAGAGCGCCCAGCUUCUGUCGGAAAAAAUCGGUUUCAAAACCUCGGACUUCAGCCGGGGCUCUCCUAAUGCCAAGCCCAAAGUUUUCACUUGUGAAGUGUGUGGAAAGGUCUUUAACGCGCACUAUAACUUAACCCGUCACAUGCCGGUGCACACGGGAGCCAGACCCUUCGUUUGCAAAGUGUGUGGAAAGGGGUUCCGUCAAGCGAGCACCCUGUGCAGGCACAAGAUCAUUCACACGCAGGAAAAACCUCACAAAUGUAACCAGUGUGGCAAAGCAUUUAAUAGAAGUUCCACGUUAAACACGCAUACCCGAAUACACGCAGGCUACAAACCUUUCGUGUGCGAAUUCUGUGGCAAAGGAUUUCAUCAAAAAGGGAAUUACAAAAACCACAAGUUGACCCACAGCGGGGAGAAACAGUUCAAGUGCAAUAUCUGCAACAAGGCUUUCCACCAGGUUUACAACCUCACCUUCCACAUGCACACUCACAACGACAAGAAGCCUUUCACCUGCCCCACGUGCGGCAAGGGCUUCUGCAGGAACUUUGACCUCAAGAAGCACGUCCGCAAACUGCACGACAGCAGCCUGGGGCUGCCCCGCACGCCCGCUGGGGAGCCAGGCACCGAUCCGCCGCCUCCGCUACCGCAGCCGCCGCCCGUGACGCUGCCGCCUCUGCAACCGCCGCUGCCGCCCCCGGGGCCCCUGCAGCCCGGGCUCCACCAGGGCCACCAGUGA
This is a messenger RNA of Lepus europaeus (European hare), 1428 nucleotides long. It is a transcript of the gene FEZF1, whose product is annotated as FEZ family zinc finger 1. The transcript has 4 exons. The coding region runs from base 1 to 1428 and encodes 475 amino acids. Gene Ontology annotation, cellular component: nucleus. The record is from RefSeq and is a predicted model, not a curated record. Lineage: Eukaryota; Metazoa; Chordata; Mammalia; Lagomorpha; Leporidae.